AUACAGAAAUCAUUCUGCCACUAACUCGACCAAAGCUCGUGCGCUGCCCUUGACUGUCACUGACGCACGUGAACACUUGCUAAGAUGUGGAGCCGUUUGCUAGCAUCAUAAACCCUGUUAAAUUCCGGGCAGCUGAACUGUUGAUACAUAACCGUGUUGACCUCUGUUUAUCAGCUUCCAGCACGAUUCGGAUAAAAUGUCCGGUACCGGUAAAUCUCUGUUGUUUUUGCUGCGGCGGGGUGUUUCAGCAACACGGCUAACAUUACCGACAGUGAUCAAAACAAGAAGCUGCGUACCGUCCAUCAGAUGCGGCUUCGUUCAGCAGCGGAGCUGGACCUCAGCGACCCGGACGGUCUGUCCCCGGGCUCUCUGUCAGCUUCAGGCCGCAGUGAGAAGCAGCCAGCUCGGCUUCUGCACCAAGACAGAAACGCCUUGUGAGGAUGAAUACCCACCACUGCCGGCCUACCAGUCGGUUUCAGAGACCACCAAGGAUGUGUACAUAGUGCAGGUGAAAGGUCUACCCUGGUCAUGCACAUCACAAGACCUCCUACAGUUCUUUUCAGAGUGUAGGAUUCAUGAUGGGGAGAAGGGGAUCCAUCUGACAGUGGACAAACUGGGAAGGCCAUCAGGACAAGCCUUCAUCGAGAUGGAGCAUGAGGACGACGUCAGAAAAGCUCUGGAGAAGCACCGGCAGUACCUCGGUCCACGUUAUGUUGAAGUGUUUGAAGUGACGAACACCAUUGCUGAAACCAUACUGAAGACCACCGUCCAGGCUCCAGCAGACGACGGGGUGGUGAUGCUCAGAGGGCUCCCCUUCUCCUGCACCGAGGACGACAUUGCCCACUUCUUUUCAGGUCUGGAUAUAGUGGAGAAUGGGAUCACCAUCGUCGCAGACUUCAGAGGAAGAAAUUCUGGAGAAGCUUAUGUUCGGUUUUCCUCUCAGGAAGCAGCUGAUAAAGCUUUGCAGAAAGACAGAGAGCUAAUAGGACACAGGUAUAUUGAGGUAUUUCCCAGCAAAAUUGAUGAGAUACGUUCUAAGUGGAGGAGGAAGACCAAUCAAGAUUCUUCUCAUUUGGCGAACAGGAGGACAGUCUCGGCCUCACAGACCAACCACAGAACCGUCUCCACUAAAAGCUCAGAUGUGCCGAUGCACUACGUCCACAUGAGGGGUCUUCCUUUCCAGGUUUCUGGUGAAGACAUUGUGAAGUUCUUCUUUCCUCUAGCUGUGUCCAAAAUCCUGCUGGAAUGUGGACCUGACGGGAGGUCGAGCGGAGAGGCUGACGUUUACUUCCGCUGCCACUCAGACGCCGUGGCUGCCAUGUCCAGAGACCGGAUGAACAUGGGACAUAGAUACAUCGAGUUAUUUCUGAACUCUCUACCAGACUGAUGGGAAGAAGCACUUCAUCACACACAGAAGGUGAAUGUUGACACACAGAUACCUAACCACGCAGGAUUAUGUUACUUAUUCUUCAAACAAUAAAAUAAAUAUGAAUUAAUAAACAUUCCUGGUGU
Melanotaenia boesemani (Boeseman's rainbowfish) is the source of this 1512-nucleotide messenger RNA. RefSeq names its product G-rich RNA sequence binding factor 1 (gene grsf1). Gene Ontology annotation, cellular component: ribonucleoprotein complex; nucleoplasm. The transcript is spliced from 10 exons. Gene Ontology annotation, molecular function: RNA binding. Gene Ontology annotation, biological process: regulation of RNA splicing. The record is from RefSeq and is a predicted model, not a curated record. The coding region runs from base 197 to 1387 and encodes 396 amino acids. Lineage: Eukaryota; Metazoa; Chordata; Actinopteri; Atheriniformes; Melanotaeniidae.